This is a messenger RNA of Armigeres subalbatus, 1862 nucleotides long. RefSeq lists its product as uncharacterized. NCBI's taxonomy places the organism in Eukaryota, Metazoa, Arthropoda, Insecta, Diptera, Culicidae. The record is from RefSeq and is a predicted model, not a curated record. Bases 295 to 1728 code for a protein of 477 amino acids. Gene Ontology annotation, molecular function: zinc ion binding; nucleic acid binding. The transcript is spliced from 2 exons.
AGGAAAGGGACAAUAGUGUGCGAAGUAAUUCUAUAUACAGAUACAUUAUUUUAAUUGUAUGUGUGUGCGCAGGAUGAGUUUGAGCUGAAAAUAAGUUGUGUUCUUCUACAAAUUGAUCUUGAAAAUUAGACCAAUACAAAGGUAAAUCAUCCGAUCGGGAUUAAAAUAUGAAAGAGUGAGUGAGAAAGGAGGUAGAGAGAGUUGAUGAAUUGAGUACGUGAGCACAUCAUCGUCAUUCAGAAAUCUAGUUUUGGAGCGUACAGUCGAUUUCUCCUAAUCUUCGGAAUUUGAAAAAUGGACGGUGAAAAUUUGGAUAUUUACCACAAUGGCGCUACAAAUGCUCCCAAAGGGAAAAAAGCUGUACAAAACACAGCGAGCGGAGAAUCGACUUCAAUGACAACCGCCGUUGCGAGCAAGAAGAUGAAGAAGAAGGAUAUGGCCCGCAAAAUCAAAGAAUUCGACGCAAUGGCAAACGAGCUGGAGGCAGAAAAGCUGCGUUCGGAUGAGCUUCGACGAGAACUGGAACGUAUUCGAAUGCAAAAGGAGCCGCUCGAAGAUGCCGGUAGUUCUGCGCCGGCCACUGAUAUUGAAAAUCAAAGCGUAAGUGACUAUAGCGCAAACUUCCGACCACACAGCACUCGGAAAGACAAAUCAUCUUUGGAGGAGUCCCGGUUCAUGUCGUCGAUCAACCAAUUAUCUAUCUCGUCGGUGAAUAUCCCUGAAUGCAUGCCAACAGGAGAAGAGGGAGAAAUACAUCGACAUGCAUUUGAGCAGUGGAAAGAUUUAUUGGAAGACUCCUUGAAACUGGCUGGAAUAUCUGAUGAAGCUACACAGUUUAUGAUCUUCAAGGUGAAAGCAGGGAGACGUUUGCUGGACAUUUACAAAAAUGCCAAAUCAGAUGAGAAUGCACCUGAUUUCGGAUCCACUCCAUUCUCAAAUGCGAUGUACCGACUGAAAAAUUUCUUCGGCUCCGGUUCGGACACUAUGUUCCAGCGACGAAAGCUAUCACUCAUGUUUCAGAAAUCGAGUGAAUCUGAUUCGGCCUACAUAACACGGGUUGGAACGACUGCACGGUUGUGCGAGUUUGGCGAGGAUAGAGAAUCGGAGGCAAUAUUGGGAACGGUUGCAGACCAUGCUCGAACUAAGGAGGUCCGUACAGCUGCUCUUAAAAUUUUACACCGCAAAGGAUCCUUUACGGACCUCAUCGAUAAGGUGCGUGAAAUCGAGUGCAUAAGGCUGAGCGAACAGUUCUUCAAGGAAAGACAGGAACCAAAGGAGCCGGCAAGCAUAGCGCCGGUUAGUGCAGACUUCCCACAUCAUGCUCAGCAAUACAGAAGGCAGAACUUCAAUGCUUCCGUUCUACGUCAACGUGGUUUAACUCGUGGAUACCCAAUGCGUCAAACAUCACGGAGGCGUGUCUCCAAUAACAUCAGAACCCCGUUUGUUCAUCAAGGCAACCAAAGAGCGCAAGGCACCAGGUGCUGGAGGUGUACCAGUGUUUUCCAUGAUGCCGCCAUGUGCCAUGCUAUUAGCAAAAUUUGCAGGAGCUGCGGACGCAAGGGUCACAUACAAAUUGCUUGUGAGUCAACAUAUCAUACGGGUACUAAACGGGAAUCUGAGUAUGACACAGCCACAUCCGAGGCACCUCCGCGCAAAAUUGCCGCAAUCCAGAAAGAAGAUUGUGAUGAUGUUCCUGUUGAAAAAGUAAGUGAUGAGAACGAGAAUUAAGUUUGUGUGUGAAGCCUUCUAAUACUUGAAGUUUAGACCAUUUAAUUUACUCUUCGAAAAGUUUCAUUUUUGUCAUUUUGUUAUUCAUAGCUUUGAGUUUACAAAAAAUGUUUAAUUUAUAUAAUUUGCAUAAA